This is a messenger RNA of Linderina pennispora, 1160 nucleotides long. RefSeq lists its product as uncharacterized. The annotation marks the transcript as partial. The transcript has 5 exons. NCBI's taxonomy places the organism in Eukaryota, Fungi, Kickxellomycota, Kickxellomycetes, Kickxellales, Kickxellaceae. The record is from RefSeq and is a predicted model, not a curated record.
AUGUAUCUUAUAUCAGGCCGUGCCCGCGGCUCUGCCCGCAAUUCGCGCAGUCCACGCGACCUUUCUGGCAUAGCUGGACUGGAUCUCGACAACGACGACGGCGAUGACGUUGAUGCCGCUGACUUGAACGACCCGGAGCUGCUGGGCGAGCUUGCGGCUCUGCGCAGCGAAUGGGCCUCUGCGUCGAUGGCGUUCGACGAGGACGACAAAAUACUCGACAGUGUCGAGGUCACCGAGGAGGAUAUGAAUGACCCAGGGCUAUUAGCUGAGCUGUCGCAGUAUGGCGGUGCGGCGAUGCCAGAAGAAACCGCCAAGCCUGCCAAGGCUCCUGACAACAGUGCUUUGCUGGAAGCCCUAAACGAGCGGACAGCAGAGCUCAAGAGUGCCGCACUGACAGCCAAACGACAGGGCGAUAUGGACAUAGCCCGUGGGAUGCUUAUGCAGAUGAAGGCAGUGCAGGAGGCGGCAAAGUGCGUACGCUCAGGCCAGCCAUUGCCCAAGGGGUUUGCUAUGCCGCCCAAGCCUACAGCUCCUGAGUCGCCCACACCAAAAGCACCUGAAUCACCGGUGCUGCCAGCGCCUGGGCCUAGAAAGCCCAAAACACCUGACCUGGCCACGCAGCCGGCGCCUGAGCCGCCAGUGACCAGUGCUCCCCGCGUAGCUGCAUCAGCCAGCCAAACCCCAGCCAAGGGCGUCACCGGUUUCCACGCCUGCACAGUCCUCCUCUACGCCCGGGCCAACCGCGCGGUAUUUCUCGACGACCCGCAGCUCCAAAACCUUGCCCGGGUUGCCGUUGACUUUGGUGCCAUGACGGAGCAGCUGGAGCUGCAGAUCUCACAUGCCACACGUCUGCCGCCCACUACCUGCGGGCCGGAGAUAAACCGCGCGCGCUCGAGUUCCAUCGCGCCUGGCCCCGCGCCGUUCCUGCACCACGAAGUCACAUGGACAGCGCCCGUGGACCAGCGCCGGGACAUCUCUGUAAAUGAACUCCAGAUCGCCAUCAAGCGCGUAGUGUCGGACGGGGACCUGGAGGCAACGCUGAAUGGCAGCGCUGACUCGUUUGUGCAGUGGGAGAUCAGCUGGCCCAGAGACAAGCCCAGUAAGGCGUAUGCGCGGACCAUCAAGUUCAGCGAGUUCGACUCGGGCGACGUCGGUCUGGA